AUGUCGUACAGUAACUUGUUUGUGGCGAAACUCCCCAGAAACCUGAACGACGCGGAGCUGGAGCAAAUCUUUGCAGAGUACAAUCCCAUCAGUGCCAAGGUGAUGCUGGAUGCCUCCACGGGGAAAAGUAAAGGUUUUGGUUUUGUCCUCUUUAACACCGAGGAGGAGGGAAGGAGGGCAUACAAAAAUCUUAACCGAAAGAGCACCAAGGCAUGCCGUCACAACUUUAAUUUGGUAAUUUACCCCUCACAGCACACUGGGAAAGCUGCUGUCUCCCCCUCCAAUGCUCUAUACAUUCGCAACGUUCCUAUCACAGUCCCACGGGCGCAGGUGGAGAGGUUUUUGUCAGCGUUUGGCACCCUGACUUACUGCGCAAUGCGGGCAGACCAUUACGGCAAUCCCGUAUGGGUUAUAUACGCCGAGUACGACUGCCUAGAUUGCUCCAAGAAUGCCCUUCAGAAGUUGCAUGGUAAUUCAGAACACUUUAAUGGGCCU
Molecule: messenger RNA, 495 nt
Organism: Trypanosoma rangeli
Lineage: Eukaryota; Euglenozoa; Kinetoplastea; Trypanosomatida; Trypanosomatidae
Product: RNA-binding protein
Exons: 1
Cellular component (GO): nucleus; cytosol; ribonucleoprotein complex
Molecular function (GO): poly(A) binding; poly(U) RNA binding; mRNA 3'-UTR binding
Source: RefSeq, a predicted model, not a curated record